AUGGCUGUGACGCAUGCUGAUCUUGCUCCGAGUCGACGAAGGUCUGACCUAGGCAGCAAAACUGGUGCAUUUUUAAUGGUUUUCUCUAUACUAUUAGGCCUCGUUUCCUUCAUUCUCUGUCUCAUAUCCGAGGCCAGCCGUUCCCAGAUGAUAUGGGAGGCAUCGAGCGGUGAAGGGAAAGUUAUAAAAUCUGAGUGUACAUAUUCAAGUAGUGGCAAAAUCCCUCUAUUGUUUGCAACCGGUGCGUUUUUUGCUCUAGCAAUGGCAAUGGUGAUACAGCAUACGUAUCUAUUGGUCGCGUUGAGUAAAUCGGAUUCUCUGCUUGCAAUUACUUGGGACCCUGAUUCUGAUGUUGCCAAGAGUCUCACAUGGCAAGCCGGAUUUUUCUUCGUUACAACUUGGGUAUGUUUUGCUGUUGGAGAAAUUUUGUUACUAAUCGGUCUAAGUGUUGAGUCGGGACAUCUGAAAAAUUGGCAAAUGCCACGAGAGAGCUGCCUAAUCAUUCGCGAAGGAUUGUUCACGGCUGCUGGUGUGUUUGGUCUAUUAACUGUCUUUCUUGCUUCUGGUUUAUACAUCACUGCCCUGCGAGCACAAUUGCAUACACAAGAUCAAGUAAAUACGCAUCGGGAACUUUUGGAGGCCUCGGUCCUGUACGCAUCUCCGCCGAGGUCGCCUAGAAGAACCAUCCGAGCAGUUCCUAAUGAGAAUCCUACUGCAAGACAAGAUCAGAAUUUACAUACAUUGAACGACUACUUAACAGCCUUUGACAAACAUUCAAAUUUGGUUUAA
Messenger RNA from Fraxinus pennsylvanica, 789 nucleotides. Lineage: Eukaryota; Viridiplantae; Streptophyta; Magnoliopsida; Lamiales; Oleaceae. The record is from the annotation of a GenBank genome assembly.